UCCAGGGCGAAGGAAGCGCCGGGCGGACGCGACGCGGAGCGGCGGCUGAGAAAUGCAAAGCUGUAAACAGAAUGGAUCUAACAUCAAGAGCCGAAUCAGUUGUUGUCUGUGUGGAGGGGAUGACAUGCAGUUCUUGUAUACAGAGCAUAGAAAAUCAGGUUGGAAAACUGAGUGGUGUUCACAGUGUUAAGGUUUCACUGGGCGAUAAGAAUGCAGCCAUUAUUUAUGAUCCUAAACUGCAAACUCCAGAGUCACUAAAGGAAGUCAUAGAUGACAUGGGAUUUGUUGCUGCUCCUGCAGAUGUGAGUCCACAGACCAUUUUGCCAGACACUGUUUUUCUUACACUUCCAUCUAAGUCAACUCUAACAUGUGAACAGAUCUGUACCAACCUGUUGAAGACCAAAGGCAUCUUGGAUGUGAAAAUCUCUUCUGACAAAAAAUCUCUAGUUGUAACUUUUGUGUCUUCAAUUAUAAACAGUAAGCAGGUCAGCCAAAUGAUACCAGAAAUAAUUUCAGCGAAUACAGCACAUGGGAGUAAUCGAGAAAUGAAUGAAGAUUUGAGCUUACCUCAAACCGGCGAUGUUGUGCUCAGGAUGAAAGUGGAGGGGAUGACGUGCCAUUCCUGCACUAGUACCAUCGAAGGAAAGAUCGGCAAACUGCAAGGGGUCAUCCGAAUUAAAGUUUCCCUGGAUGCUCAGGAAGCUGUGGUGGUAUUUCAGCCUCACCUCAUCACAUCGGAGGAAAUAAAAAACCAAAUCGAAGCUGCAGGUUUCCAGGCAUCUAUAAAAAAACAGCCUAGGCCCCUCAGACUGGAUGCUAUUAAUGUUGAGCAUCUAAAGAACACACCUACCAAACUCUCGGAAAGAGUGCUGCCCGAAGUUCCAGAGCACGUGCACUGCUUAAAGACCAUUACAUUCAGGGUUGACGGCAUGCGCUGUAAUUCCUGUGUCCUCAAUAUUCAGAGUACCAUAUCAGCCCUCCCCUCAGUAACUAGCAUAGCAGUUUCUUUAGAGGACAAAUCUGCUGCUGUAAAAUAUAAUCCCAGCCUAAUCAGCAUCAGUGCGCUAAGACGAGCCAUAGAAUCAGUAUCACCAGAGACUUUCAAGGUCAGCCUUCUUGAUGUACCUGAAAAUUCUGAACUCUUGGACUCAUCCCGGCUUCCAGUAAAGUCUCCUUUGAGAGACCUCAGUAGCGCUGUGCACCCUCUGACAGCUGUUUCUGUGAUAAAUAUAGAGGGAAUGACCUGCAAUUCUUGUGUCCAGUCUGUUGAGGGCAUGAUUUCCCAAAAGCCAGGUGUUAAAUCAGUAUGUGUGUCCCUUCUGCAUCAUAAUGGGACUAUAGAAUACGAUCCCAUGCUGACCUCACCGGAUGAUUUAAAAAACUCAAUUGAGGAUAUGGGUUUUGAUGCAUCUUUAACAGUGCCAGUGAGCGCCGAAGCCCUUGCCCAGCAAGCCCAGCUCCCACGGGAAACGCUGGCAGAAUCUCAGGAUAACAAGUUGUCCGGCCUGGAACUUCGCUCCAAGGGAUCCCCAGCCUACAAUAAACAGGAAUCAAAGGAGCCAUCCAAGUGUUUCAUUCAAGUCACAGGCAUGACAUGUGCUUCGUGUGUGGCGAACAUUGAAAGGAAUCUGAAGAGAGAAAAUGGAAUACAUUCUGUACUUGUUGCAUUGAUGGCUGGCAAAGCAGAAGUGAGGUAUGAUCCUUCUAUCAUCCAGCCAUCAGUUGUAGCAGAGUUGAUUCGAGAGCUGGGAUUUGGAGCUACAGUUUUGGAGAACUAUGAUGAAGGAGAUGGCAUCCUGGAACUUGUUGUAAGAGGAAUGACAUGUGCCUCAUGUGUUCAUAAAAUAGAAUCCACACUUAUGAAAAUGAAAGGGAUUCUGUACGUCUCAGUGGCUCUUGCAACCAACAAAGCCCAUAUUAAGUAUGAUCCUGAGAUUGUUGGCCCUCGGGAUAUUUUACAGAUGAUCGAGAGUUUAGGAUUUAAAGCUUCCCUCGUGAAGAAGGAUAGAUCUGCUAGUCACUUAGAUCACAAACAAGAAAUAAGGCAAUGGAAGCGAUCUUUUGUCAUCAGCCUGAUUUUCUGCAUCCCUGUAAUGGGGCUAAUGAUUUACAUGAUGGUUAUGGACCAUCACUUGUCAGCUAUGGAUAAGCAAACAAAUGCAACUCAAGAGGAAAUGGAAGUGCAUCAUUCGUCUAUGUUCCUGGAGCGCCAGAUCUGUCCUGGAUUAUCAGUGAUGAAUUUGCUUUCCUUUCUACUGUGUGUCCCUGUACAGUUGUUUGGAGGCUGGCAUUUCUACAUCCAAGCAUACAGAGCCCUGAAGCAUAGGACUGCCAAUAUGGAUGUCCUGAUUGUUUUGGCAACCACCAUUGCCUUUGUCUACUCUUUGGUGGUUCUUCUGGUUGCCAUGGUUGAGAAGGCAAGGGUCAAUCCAGUGACCUUCUUUGAUACACCGCCAAUGCUUUUCGUGUUCAUUGCACUGGGGCGGUGGCUGGAGCAUGUAGCAAAGGGAAAAACAUCAGAAGCCCUUGCAAAAUUAAUUUCUCUACAAGCAACAGAAGCGACUAUUGUUACUUUAGGCCCAGACAACAACCUUGUGAGUGAAGAGCAAGUUGAUGUUGAACUGGUUCAGCGUGGAGACAUUGUCAGAGUGGUCCCAGGAGGCAAAUUUCCAGUCGAUGGUCGUGUUAUUGAGGGACAGUCUAGGGUGGAUGAAUCACUCAUCACAGGUGAAGCAAUGCCUGCGAAUAAGAAGCCUGGCAGUGCCGUCAUUGCCGGUUCCAUUAACCAGAACGGGUCCCUGCUGAUCUCUGCAACCCAUGUCGGAGCUGACACGACCCUCUCCCAGAUUGUUAAACUUGUGGAAGAAGCACAGACCUCAAAGGCCCCGAUUCAGCAGUUUGCAGACAAACUUAGUGGCUACUUCGUUCCUUUUAUUGUUGGUGUUUCUGUGGUCACACUUUUUGCCUGGAUAGUGAUUGGAUUUGUCAAUUUUGAUAUUGUGGAAACCUAUUUUCUUGGAUACAAUAAGAGCAUUUCCAAGACAGAAGUGAUAAUCCGCUUUGCUUUCCAAGCCUCCAUUACAGUGCUGUGCAUUGCCUGUCCUUGUUCAUUGGGAUUAGCAACCCCAACAGCUGUGAUGGUGGGCACUGGUGUUGGAGCACAAAAUGGCAUCUUGAUCAAAGGUGGAGAGCCAUUGGAGAUGGCACACAAGGUUAAAGUCGUGGUCUUUGAUAAGACAGGGACUAUCACCCACGGAGCUCCAGUGGUUAUGCAGGUCAAGAUACUUGUGGAGAGUAACCGGAUGCCUCGCACUAAGAUUUUGGCAUUGAUAGGGACCGCAGAGAGCAACAGCGAGCACCCACUGGCAACAGCUGUAACAAAAUACUGCAAGCAGGCAUUGGACACAGAUGUUCUUGGCACUUGUACUGAUUUUCAGGUAGUCCCAGGCUGUGGCAUUAGUUGUAAAGUUUCAAAUAUUGAUGCCUUGCUACACAGAAGUGAGCGCAUUGAAGAAAACAAUGUCAGAAAUGCAGCCCUUGUGAAAAUUGAUGAGAAGGUGGAUGAAUCAAUGCAGCCUGCCUUGAUUAUUGAUGAAGAGUUACCAGUGACAUGGAAUGCUCACAAGUAUUCUGUUCUCAUUGGCAAUCGCGAAUGGAUGGCUAGGAAUGGUCUUCUUCUAAAAAACGAAGUUGAUAAUGCCAUGACUGAGCAUGAACGCAGAGGCCGUACUGCUGUUCUGGUGGCUGUGGAUGGGGAGCUAUGUGGCUUGGUAGCGAUUGCUGAUACUGUGAAACGAGAAGCAGCACUCGCCGUCCGCACCUUGAAGACGAUGGGCUUGGAAGUUGUUCUGAUGACUGGUGACAAUAGCAGAACAGCUCGAUCUAUUGCUUCCCAGGUUGGAAUCACGAAGGUGUUUGCAGAAGUGCUUCCUUCCCACAAAGUUGCCAAAGUGAAACAGCUGCAGGAGGAAGGGAAGCGAGUAGCGAUGGUGGGAGAUGGCAUCAACGACUCCCCUGCUCUUGCCAUGGCUAAUGUUGGGAUCGCCAUUGGCACAGGCACCGAUGUGGCCAUUGAGGCAGCCGAUGUGGUUCUGAUUAGGAAUGAUUUGCUGGACGUAGUGGCAAGUAUAGAGUUAUCAAGGAAGACUGUUAAGAGAAUACGGAUCAACUUCGUCUUUGCUCUCAUUUACAAUCUCAUUGGAGUUCCUGUAGCUGCUGGCGUCUUUCUCCCCAUUGGUUUGGUUCUGCAGCCUUGGAUGGGCUCUGCUGCCAUGGCGGCCUCUUCCGUUUCUGUCGUGGUGUCCUCUCUUCUGCUGAAAUUCUACAAGAAACCUACAUUUGAGAAAUAUGAAUUCCGUGCCCGCAACCAAAUGGGACUGAAGAGCCUUUCGGAAAUCAGUGUCCACAUUGGAAUUGAUGAAACUGUGCCAGGGUCGCCCAAACUGAGUCUGAUGGAUCGUGUUGUCAAUUACAGCCGAGCAUCAAUAAACUCUCUCCUCUCGGACAAGCGAUCGCUCAGCAGCAUCGUCCUUAGUGAGCCAGACAAGCACUCACUUCUCAUUGGGGACUCCCAGGAAGAUGACACAACUGUCUGAAAAUACAUUCUGGACAGAGUGAGCUGGAUAUCUCUUCAUGCACUUAUCUGUUGAGAAGGUUGGCCUGGCUAUGCUUUUAAGUGCUUUGGGGAUUUAAUUGCCCAGUUGGAACAGGGCAUUUUUUCCCAACACGCAUAUCACACACCCAUACGCCACACCCCCCCACACACAUAUCUAACUCAGAAUAAGAACUGUAUCUGCACUGCUUUGCCAGUAUUAUUACGCAGAGCAGAACAAGAAUGCAGCAGCGUGCACUGAAAGCCAAAGCCAGGCACUUAAUCCUGACCUGCUGUUCACAUUGUUGUCUGGUAAAGAUACUCCGGGUCUGAGGCCACGGUUCGAUAUUGUGGCAGCAAAGUCGCCUGUAUGUGGCUCUUGGCGUUCGUUGCCUGGUGUUUGGAGUGUGUCAGUGACAAAGAGCCGAAUCACUGGACACUUUUUUUGUGUGUAAACAGAUGUGCCUUAUUGCGUAAUAUUCAGGAUUUCUUACCUGAUGAAAGGGAGUCGGAGCAAAGGUUUCUCCUUGACUUGGAUGGAAAAGAGAAUAUUCUUGUUUCUCUCCCCUCUUGCACUCCUCCUGAGGGCACUCCAAGCGUAGGCAGUGUGUCUGGGUGAUCUUAUUGUGGCUCAGCCUCUGCCGUAUUGAGAAGCAAACUUUUCCUUUCAUGUGACUUGAGGGGAAAUUGGAUCAAAACAGUAGAACAAGGUGUGCGUUUGCAACUUGUGAGCAGGCGUUACCUGAGACUGCCACACUCUUCAGAUGUUGUGAGGAGAGGCCUAAUCCUGCUCCUUCAGAUUGCUUCCCUUCUCCCAUCUUGAGUGCACUCCAAAAAAGCUGGACUGAGGUUUCCUGUAUUCAUUUCUGUCCGAACAGUGGAGCGGGGGGGGGGGGGGCAAUGUCGCUUUGUUCGCUGCAGCUCCCAAAUCCAUGUGGCUCUUUGUCUGCACACGGUAACCCCGGGAAGACUCUUUGGAGGGGUGGAGGUCAAAGGGACUGUGGGUGGGAGGAAUGUGGGGACAAUCUGGGUCUCUUCCCUUGGCACUUUGCAGGAUAAAAGCCAAGAUAAUCUGCUUGGAACUGAAGGGGCAGAUACAACCAGCGAGGAGAGAGGGAGGGCGUGCCUGGGAAACACCCAGUAAUGGUAAUGUCAGCACUACUAAGAUGAUGCUACUCCGGAGCACAGAAUCUGGACCAUUCUAUAAAGUAUUUAAACUCCAACUCACGUUUUCUGGCUGGAUUAUGGACUUUAUAAAAAAUCUGACCCAGUUCCAGUUGACACUUGGAACUCCCACAAUUCCCACCACAAAUUUUCAAUUAGCAGAGGCUGCAUUUCAAUCCUACGCUAGGAAAGCUGCCUAAUUGACAGCUAAAUGACGACUGAAGUAGCUUGGGAGGGGCUGUGGCUCAGUGGAAGAGCCUCUGCUUUGCAUGAUGCUGCGGCGGGGGAUCGAACCGGGGACCUUGUGAACCUGCUGUUAAAAGGACCAGGUCGCAGGUGAUGUGAAAAGCCUCAGUCUGAGACCCCGGAGAGCUGCAUUCAGUCCGAGUAGACAAUACUGGCCUUGAUUGUCUGAU
Messenger RNA from Eublepharis macularius, 6171 nucleotides. It is a transcript of the gene ATP7A, whose product is annotated as ATPase copper transporting alpha. Gene Ontology annotation, biological process: monoatomic cation transport. Gene Ontology annotation, molecular function: ATP hydrolysis activity; copper ion binding; ATP binding. The coding region runs from base 72 to 4595 and encodes 1507 amino acids. Lineage: Eukaryota; Metazoa; Chordata; Lepidosauria; Squamata; Eublepharidae. The transcript is spliced from 23 exons. Gene Ontology annotation, cellular component: membrane. The record is from RefSeq and is a predicted model, not a curated record.